Dalotia coriaria is the source of this 2284-nucleotide messenger RNA. RefSeq names its product protein regulator of cytokinesis 1-like. Gene Ontology annotation, biological process: mitotic spindle midzone assembly; microtubule cytoskeleton organization. Gene Ontology annotation, molecular function: microtubule binding. The record is from RefSeq and is a predicted model, not a curated record. Gene Ontology annotation, cellular component: cytoplasm; mitotic spindle midzone; spindle. NCBI's taxonomy places the organism in Eukaryota, Metazoa, Arthropoda, Insecta, Coleoptera, Staphylinidae. Bases 211 to 2181 code for a protein of 656 amino acids. The transcript is spliced from 7 exons.
UCAACUGUCGCCAGUCGGCAGCAGAAAAUCGAAAUUUCAUCAUUCGAUGCAGCAUAAUUCAUGGUGGUGUUCAUCAAACAUCAAGUCUCACCGCAUUAUUGAUCACCCAAGUACAAUUUGUACAAACUAUACAACGUCGAUAUGAACUGAGCCGUGCUUAUUUUACAAAUUUACAAAUAUUGUACAUUAAUUGCUACUUCAAUUAUCAAGAUGCCUUCAUUUAAUUCUUGGAAGGAAGAGAUGGUUCAUAAAGUCACUGAAGUAUGCAAGGAUGGGGUGGGAAACUGGGUUGAAUUAAUUGAAACACUUGGAGUGCCUGACAUGAUUCGAGCAGAAUGGUGUAAUACCUACCUGAAGGAAAUGAAACAUGCAAUGUUAGAAAUGCACACAGAUUUGGAGGAGAGGCAGAGAAAUAUGCAGCAGGUGAUUAUUGAUCUGAGGACCAAAGUGAAUGAUUUAACAUUUGAACUGGGCAUUCCAACCAAUUAUCCUCAUGAGCCUAACUUAUAUCAAGAGGAAAACAAGUUAAGAAGCUACUGUGUAGAUUUGGAAGAACAAUUGAAGAGAAAACAUGAAGAUGUGCAAACAUUACUAAAAAGACAAGAAAACAUUUGUGCUAUAUUGGGUAAACAACCAAAAGCACUCACUGAGAAACCAUUACCAUCUGCUGAAACAUUAGAAAAUUUUGUAUCAUACAUUGAAUCAUUAGAGGAUGAAUGCUUCCUGAGAGAAGAAAAAUUCACAACAAUACAAUUUGAACUUCAGAGUCUUGCAGCUGAGAUUGACUAUGAUGCUGUAAAUGAAUUUGAACAGCAAAUUCUAUGUGCUGAUUCCAAUGCAAACACCAAAUUUGAAGUCAAUGACAAGAACAUGAUUAAACUAGUUGCAUUCCAGCAAUCACUGCAACAGCAUGCAAACAAUGUUAAAACAGAAGUAGCGAUUUUUAUUGAAAAGAUAAACGAACUCUUCAAGACACUGGAAACUGAUGAGAAAUAUUGCGUUGCUUUCUUCAAUUCACACAAAGGAUAUAAUAAAAUAGCUGUUGCAGCCUUGAAGGGCGAGAUUAAGCGUCUGAGUGAACUUAAAAAGGCAAACAUUGAGAUGCUUGUGAAGCGUGCUCAAGCUCAGUUGACUGCCCAAUGGGAUAAAUGUCAUUAUAGCGAAAAACAAAGAAAAUCGGCGAUCAAUUUCGAUGAUGACUUGUACACUGAAAGUAUGCUCACUGUAUUGCAAAACGAAUUACAAAGAUUGACAAAACACUAUGAAGACAACAUAAAUUUAUAUGAAAGUGUACAAAAGUAUGAUGAAACAUGGCGGAGAGUUAAUGAAUUAGAAACACCAGAACAAGGCCAAAGUCGAUUCAGAAACCGAGGCGGAAAACUGCUUUUAGAAGAAAAAGAACGCAAAGUGGCUCGAAAACGGCUUGAAAGACUCGAACAGACAAUUGUGAAAUUGGGUGAAGAAUAUGCCCAACAAUACCGUGAGGAAUUCACCUAUAAUGGCCUCCCACUUGAGGAAUACCUCUUGGCUUGCCAAGAAGGAAGAGACGAACACAAGGCCGGUAAAUCUCUGGGCUCCACAAAAUCAUCGAAUAUAAUCGACACCAGCAAAAGUGCGCAGAAACUCACAAAACCUCUGCAUGCAAGUAACCCGCACCAUUCUCCAAGGCGACGAAUCCCAACACAAGGAGACAGCAAGACGAACGAAACCACCGCGCAGAAAACCCAAAAAUCUUCCAUGCCAGGAUGCACAAGAUCCGCCCGGGCAAGAGGGAACAAUCCAAUAAGAUCACGAAAAGUUCAGUUGAGGAAAGUUGCGCCCAUACCGAAUUUAAAAGAGAAAACUAAGCUAAUCAUUGAUGCAAUGCAGCAAGAAGAUAGUGAAACACACUUGGGUGUAAUCCACCGAUACAGUCAUUUUCAGAGAAUUUGUGAUACUACUAUGCCUGCACUGAUUAAUAACAGCAUAGAAGGCUUUGAUUCUACAAUGAACAGGAAAAGUACAAGUUGUUUGGAUUUGGAAAGUCCAUUGGCAGUGCCACUGGCACCAACGCCAUCAACAUCAGAUACCAGGCAGGAUAAUUUUGUCCAGAGUUUAACUCCAGACACACCAAAGUCUGAUCUUCAUAAUAUUACAAUGAGAAGAAUAUUUCACAGGACAAAAUAUGAUAGUAAUAUGUAAUAUAUUAAUUUUUACCUUGCUUUUAUUUUGCUAAGACAGCAGUUUUAAAAUUAUUUAUUUUUUGUUUUAAAGUUUAUAAUGAAUAUAAAAAGAAUGAAGUGAU